AGGUACAUUAAUGAAGGGGAAGCGUGUAACGGAACUGAAACGGACAAUAGAACUGCGGCGUGCAAUGUAGAAUCCUGUCCGGUCGAGUGUGUUUGGGGUGAAUGGUCUAAAAUCUCAACUGCACCAUGUUCAGUAACGUGUGGAGGUGGUACACAACUUGAGACCUGGGAACGGAGGUACACGAAUGAAGGGGAAGCGUGUAACGGAACUGAAACGGACAAUAGAACUGCGGCGUGCAAUGUAGAAUCCUGUCCAGUCGAGUGUGUUUGGGGUGAAUGGUCUAAAAUCUCAACUGCACCAUGUUCAGUUACGUGUGGAGGUGGUACACAACUUGAGACCUGGGAACGGAGGUACAUUAAUGAAGGGGAAGCGUGUAACGGAACUGAAGAGGA
Molecule: messenger RNA, 392 nt
Organism: Owenia fusiformis
Lineage: Eukaryota; Metazoa; Annelida; Polychaeta; Sabellida; Oweniidae
Source: the annotation of a GenBank genome assembly